Messenger RNA from Loxodonta africana (African savanna elephant), 4827 nucleotides. It is a transcript of the gene ECE1, whose product is annotated as endothelin converting enzyme 1. Bases 124 to 2394 code for a protein of 756 amino acids. Gene Ontology annotation, cellular component: plasma membrane. Lineage: Eukaryota; Metazoa; Chordata; Mammalia; Proboscidea; Elephantidae. The transcript is spliced from 19 exons. The record is from RefSeq and is a predicted model, not a curated record. Gene Ontology annotation, molecular function: metalloendopeptidase activity. Gene Ontology annotation, biological process: peptide hormone processing.
GCCGAGCGCGCGCCGGGUCCACCAGCUGCGCCGUCCGAGAAGCGCGGGCCGGAGCCGGGAGCCGGAGCCGGGCUGCUGGGAAGGGCGCGCGGCCGGAGCAGAGCAGGGCGGAGCGCGGGCGCUAUGAUGUCGACCUACAAGCGAGCCACGCUGGACGAGGAGGACCUGGUGGACUCACUCUCCGAGGGCGACGUGUACCCCAAUGGCCUGCAGGUGAACUUCCACAGCCCCCGGAAGGGGAACAGCCAGAGGUGCUGGGCUGCCCGGACCCAGGUGGAGAAGCGGUUGGUGGUGCUGGUGGUGCUUCUGGCGGUGGGGCUGGUGGCCUGCUUGGCAGCACUGGGCGUCCAGUACCAGACAAGAGCCCCCUCAGUAUGCCUAAGCGAGGCCUGCGUCUCAGUGACCAGCUCCAUCUUGAGCUCCAUGGACCCCACGGUGAACCCCUGCCAAGACUUUUUCACCUAUGCCUGUGGUGGCUGGAUCAAAGCCAAUCCCGUGCCAGAUGGCCACUCGCGCUGGGGGACCUUCAGCAACCUCUGGGAACACAACCAAGCCAUCAUCAAGCACCUUCUUGAGAAUUCCACAGCCAGCGUGAGUGAGGCAGAGAGGAAGGCCCAAGUAUACUACCGUGCGUGUAUGAACGAAACCAGGAUCGAGGAGCUCAAGGCCAAGCCCCUGAUGGAACUGAUUGAAAAGCUUGGGGGCUGGAACAUCACAGGUCCCUGGGACAAGGACAACUUCCAGGACACUCUGCAGGUGGUCACUGCCCACUACCGCACCUCUCCCUUCUUCUCUGUCUAUGUCAGUGCUGACUCCAAGAACUCCAACAGCAACGUGAUCCAGGUGGACCAGUCAGGCCUGGGCUUACCCUCAAGAGACUAUUACCUGAACAAAACCGAAAACGAGAAGGUGCUGACCGGAUACCUGAACUACAUGGUCCAGCUGGGGAAGCUGCUGGGCGGGGGGGAUGAGGACAGAAUCCGGCCGCAGAUGCAGCAGAUCCUGGCCUUUGAGACAGCACUGGCCAACAUCACCAUCCCCCAGGAGAAGCGCCGGGACGAGGAACUCAUCUACCACAAAGUAACGGCCGCCCAGCUACAGUCCUUAGCACCCGCCAUCAAUUGGCUGCCCUUUCUCAACACCAUCUUCUACCCUGUGGAGAUCAAUGAAUCCGAGCCUAUUGUGGUCUAUGACAAAGAGUACCUUGAGCAGGUCUCCACCCUCAUCAACAACACAGACAAAUGCCUGCUGAACAACUACAUGGUCUGGAACCUGGUGAGGAAAACAAGCUCCUUCCUUGACCAGCGCUUUCAAGAUGCUGAUGAGAAGUUCAUGGAAGUCAUGUAUGGAACCAAGAAGACCUGUCUUCCUCGCUGGAAGUUUUGCGUGAGUGACACAGAAAACAACCUGGGCUUUGCACUGGGCCCCAUGUUUGUCAAAGCGACCUUCGCCGAGGACAGCAAAAACAUAGCCAGCGAGAUCAUCUUGGAGAUCAAGAAGGCAUUUGAGGAAAGCCUGAGCACGCUGAAGUGGAUGGAUGAAGACACUCGGAAGUCAGCCAAGGAAAAGGCGGAUGCAAUCUACAACAUGAUAGGCUACCCCAACUUCAUCAUGGACCCCAAGGAGCUGGACAAAGUGUUCAAUGAUUACACUGCAGUCCCGGACCUCUACUUUGAGAAUGCCAUGCGGUUUUUCAACUUCUCAUGGAGGGUUACUGCCGACCAGCUCAGGAAAGCUCCCAACCGAGAUCAGUGGAGCAUGACCCCACCCAUGGUGAAUGCUUACUACUCGCCCACCAAGAAUGAGAUCGUGUUUCCGGCUGGGAUCCUACAGGCACCCUUCUACACCCGCUCCUCACCCAAAGCCUUGAACUUUGGUGGCAUCGGUGUCGUCGUGGGCCACGAGCUGACUCAUGCGUUCGACGAUCAAGGACGGGAAUAUGACAAGGACGGGAACCUCCGGCCCUGGUGGAAGAACUCGUCGGUGGAGGCGUUCAAGCAGCAGACGGAGUGCAUGGUGGGGCAGUACAGCAACUACAGUGUGAAUGGGGAGCCGGUGAAUGGCCGGCACACCCUCGGCGAGAACAUCGCCGACAACGGGGGCCUCAAGGCCGCCUACCGGGCUUACCAGAACUGGGUGAAGAAGAAUGGGGCUGAGCAGACCUUACCCACUCUGGGGCUCACCAAUAACCAGCUCUUCUUCCUGGGGUUUGCGCAGGUCUGGUGCUCUGUCCGUACACCUGAGAGCUCCCACGAAGGCCUCAUCACGGACCCCCACAGCCCCUCCCGCUUCCGGGUCAUCGGCUCCGUCUCCAACUCCAAGGAGUUCUCAGAACACUUCCACUGCCCACCUGGCUCACCCAUGAACCCUCACCACAAAUGUGAAGUCUGGUAAGGGGCGAAGUGCAGAGCGCCAAGAAGGAGGAGCGGGAGGGGCUGAGGACAAGCCCCAGGGUGGAGCCAGCACAUCUACAAGCCUGCCCCCUCCAUCGUGGUUUAGGACACCGCCAGGCCCCCUCGGCCACUCCAGUGCCUUCCCGACUGGAGGGUUUUCAGCUGGAACCAAGCCUGUGAUGUGGUUCUCAACCUAAUCUGAGAUUUGAUCCCCUGUGAAAGCCCUGUCACCCCAGGCAUACCUGCACCAACUCCAAUGGGCAUUUGGGGAGUCAGGCUGGUUGCUCCCCAGGCCUGGGCCCCAAGCCAACAAGGGCAGUGGGACACAGUCCCCAGCCCCCAGCCAGUACCAGAUAUACCACAAACACCACUGUGUUAAAUGCUUUAAAGAUAUAUUUUUGGGGAAACUAUUUUUUAAUCAUUGUGGAAUACACUGGAAACCUUCAGGGAAAAAAAAAAAGCGUUUAAAACUUUUUUUUUUAAAGAAAGGAUUGGUCUAUUUAUUAUGUUCAGUUUUUCUAAAUAGCCUAUGGAUGGGAGAAGCACCACUGAUUCCGCCCCCCUUCCUCACUCACUGCGAGUGAGGCAGUGAUCCCUAGGCCCCUGAACAGGUUGCCAAAGCAGAGAGCUGCCUCAGCCCUCGGGGUUUGCAAUUUUGGCUGCAGUCACCUGGGGCAGGUCACCUGGGGCAGGGCAGAGAGAGGAGAGGAAAGGCCCCACAGAGGGGAGGAACCAUCUCUGGGAGGUGGGAGGCCCAGCUCCUUGGCAUCGCCCCCACAGCUUGCCUGCUCCUGUCCCCAGAGUCUAACAGUGGGCACCCCAGCAAGGCAGGUCUGAGCCCCGACUUGGCAGCAGGGAUGGCUAAGGCAGAACGAGGCCAUGUCAGGGCCCUCCAGCCAAGCCUGGGGUACCCCAGCAGCCUGGAUCCGGACUCCAGGAGCCCUUGAGGCUGAAUCCCCAUCAGAUGUACACUGCUGGGCCAUAGAUACCUUCUUUCCGUUCCUCUCUUGUGGCUGCCCUGUGUCUGUCCCAGCGGCUGUUGCCUGUCCUCAGCAACCCUCACGUCCUGGCCACUUUGGCUCUCCUUGCCAGGGGAAGGAGAAAAGAGAAAAUGGCCCUUGUCUCCCACAGGGCCCAAAUUCUCCCUUUGAGCUCCAUUCCCUGCCCAUUGGUCUGGGGCCUGGCUCCCAGGACUGUAGCCAGCCCAGCCUCCAUUCUUAGUGCCUUAUCUGAGGCUAUGGUCCCAGGGCCACUUACCCCAGGAAAUGGCCUCCCUCCCCCAGAGGACCCUAGCCCUGCUCAGUGCAGCCCCCAAGUGUCCUGAUAAAACACAAGGCCAUACCCUCUACUCCCUGUGCCUGCAGAGUUCCACCACCUCACACCAGCCAAGAAGCUCUGGCCUGUGGGUCAGCAGCCCUGGAGGCCAGGAGUCUGAGGAAGUGCUGAGCUUGCCCUGGGCUCCAGCCCACCCUCGGCCUCUUGGGUUAAGUCCAGACAGCACUUGUAGCUAGAUGAACUCUCUCCUUUGGGUGAUGCUUUUAGCCAUGGGAGGCUAUGAGGGGAAGGCUCCUCCAUCCCAGUCUGGCCUGUGGGGUCAGGGGGCUGGGAAUGUCCUCCCCUGCCUGAGCCCACAGCUUCUCUGCACAGGAGGCUCAGGGGCUCCCCUGGGUGGACCACCACUCCGGUCCUCUGGAGAAGCACCUGGGGCUGAGGCAGGAGCUUGAGUGGACGCUGAGGCUCGCCCAUCUCCCAGCAGCCUAGACCACCUGGCCACACUUCUGCUCCCACAGGGCAUUCCCCUUGCCCAGGAAGCCAGUGAUGGCCUUGUCUACCUUCAGGACAGCCUUACUCUGGAGGAGGCCCUUAGCCCCCAAAGCAGCAGACCUGGGGGCUUCUCAGAGGAAGUGUAGAACAGGAGCCAAAGAAGGAGCUAGAGCCAGGAGCCUGCUGUAUGCACCUCUCCACAUAGAAAUAGGGCUCCCCCAGCCUGGUAUCCUCACUGCACCCCCUGCCCCCACUUCCUUCCUUCCCCAUGAGGGUCACAGUCCUCAGAGAUGUCAUACCUCCCAGCCAGAAGCAAAUGUCCUAGGCUGGGGUCCCGCCAGAGGCAGUGUAGGGUUGCACUCACUGUUCAGGAUGUGCGGAGCGACGGGAGGUUGGGGGGAGGAAAGGGCUCAGCCCAGCAGAACGGACACAAAGGAAGUCCCCCCCAUGCCAGUUCCCCCUCCAGAGCUUUGAAAAAUGUGAGGAUGAGAUGGGCAGUGCCCUCAGAGAGGCCUCCCCUUAGACCGGAGGAGUCAGAGGGUGGGCCUCUCUGGAGGUACAUGGGUGUGGGGCUUGGAGCUGGGAAUCUAUUUUUUUGUAUUAUUAUGUUUUGUGCUACUGUAGUUUGGGUGUGGCACUCUUGUAAUUGGAAUAAAGUACUCAUACUUAG